Messenger RNA from Exophiala oligosperma, 862 nucleotides. RefSeq lists its product as uncharacterized. The record is from RefSeq and is a predicted model, not a curated record. The coding region runs from base 161 to 862 and encodes 233 amino acids. NCBI's taxonomy places the organism in Eukaryota, Fungi, Ascomycota, Eurotiomycetes, Chaetothyriales, Herpotrichiellaceae. The transcript is spliced from 5 exons.
CUUACUGACUCAAUUAAGUCGACUGUAAGGACAUCGUCCGACACCAGUUUUGAUCCGCCCAGAAAACGUCCUUUUCCAUCCUGUCUACCUAGGUGAUAGUAGCUACUUCUGCGUCUUUCUCAGCAUCUUCUUUGGUCGCACGGUACGGUAUAUCUUCCUAAUGAUGGACCCGGACCAUUUGCAGAUCUUGCAGCGCUAUUCAAGCUGUGAUGUCGCCGAUGCUCUCCUUGACCUUGGCGUGCCUGAAGGCGGAUUUCUCCCAGGCCUUGUCAUGUGGUCGCCACGACAGCAGGACGGCCACACCCGCAUCGCAGGGCCUGUAUGGACGGUGGAAUACGUCCGUGUGGGAAAGGAGAAGCAGGCAGCCACGGACCAACAACCAUUGACCCCGGCCGGGCAUUAUGUGGACUCGGCCCCAUCCGGAUCAAUCAUCUUCGUCUCGUGCCCGGAAGACACGCUGAGUGCUUGCUGGGGCGGUUUGGUGACCAAGCGCGCCAAAAGAUUGGGCGUCAUCGGCACUGUCGUUGAUGGUCGAAUGCGAGACCUGGACGAAGCUCGACAUUUGGAUUACCCGGUCUUCGCUCGCCAGGUCGCUGUUGCUCGUCCAACGGACGAUCUAAAAGUGCACAAGGUCAAUCAACCAGUCAUUUUCCACGAUGGACACGGGGCCCGCACCAUUCAGCCAGGAGACGUAAUUGUGGCCGAUCUGAAUGGGACGGUAUUGCUGCCAGCUCAGCUUCUAAGGGCAACCAUCCAGCGAUUGAAGAAGCUGUCGGAUGUCGAAGAAGUGAAGAUGCGGCUCCUUGAUCAGGGAAUAUCGCUUACCGAGGCGUCAGCCAACGCCUCUACCCAGGUGGCUUGA